UUCAUUAUAUUCAAGUCAAUACGACCGAUUGGACGCCACUGAAAAGCCGUUUUUCGAAAUGAAGUAUUUUAAAGGCGUACUAGUUUUGUUGGUUUUGGUUUCUCUGAACAUAGUGGUCUCCGAGAACGUCUGUGGAUUUGAGUCCUGCCCUAAAACCAAUUCAAAUAUGAUUAAUGUGCAUUUAGUCCCCCACUCACACGAUGAUGUCGGGUGGCUCAAAACAGUUGAUCAAUAUUACUAUGGAAGCAAUAAAAAUAUCCAGCAUGCUGCCGUCCAAUAUAUAUUAGACACAGUAGUUGAAGAGCUAUUAAAAGACUCAAAGCGUCGUUUCAUACAAGUAGAAACAUCUUUUUUUUUUAAAUGGUACUCUGAACAAACAGAGACUAUGAAAAAAGCUGUGAAGCAAUUAGUCGCUGAAGGACGCCUGGAAUUUGCUGGAGGCGCGUGGAGCAUGAAUGAUGAGGCCGCAGUUCACUACCAAAGUGUCAUAGACCAAUUUAAUUUGGGCUUAAAAUUUUUGAAAAACACGUUCGGGGCUUGCGCUCGUCCUCGAAUCGGUUGGCAGAUAGACCCCUUUGGGCAUUCUCGAGAAAUGGCUUCCAUUUUUGCACAAAUGGGUUACAACGGGGAGUUUUUCGCUCGGAUGGAUUAUGCUGAAAAGAAUAAACGCCUAAGUACCAUGACAAUGGAAAUGAUUUGGAAAUCUAGCGUAUUUUUGAAAAACUCCGAAAUUUUCACUGGUUUGCUUUAUCGUCAUUAUGGAUCUCCUCCCGGGUUCUGCUUUGACAUCCAUUGCCAGGAUGAUCCAAUAAUUGACGGUAUGAGCUACGACAAUAACGUAAACAAACGAGUCGAUGAUUUUAUUGCCUAUGUAACGUCAAUGUCGAAGUCGUUCCGAGCUAAUCAUAUAAUGGUUCCAAUGGGUGAUGAUUUCCAAUAUGAAGACGCCGAGGUAAACUUUAAAAAUAUGGACAAACUAAUUAAGUACGUUAACAAUCGUCAAUCGGAGGGUUCAAAAAUCAAUAUUUUUUACUCAACUCCAUCUUGCUACCUUUACGAAUUGCAUCAGUUACUGCAAAGUUGGCCAAACAAAACCGAGGAUUUCUUUCCAUAUUCUAGUGACACUCAUUCCUACUGGACUGGAUAUUUUACUUCACGUCCAACCCAAAAACGUUUCGAGCGGGAUGGAAAUCAUAUCCUUCAGACGGUUAAGCAACUUAUCACACUAGCUAAUCUCACCACCGCUAAGCACGAAAAAGGCCUCAGAAACUUGCGGCAGGCAAUGGGUGUUAUGCAGCAUCAUGAUGCUAUUACGGGCACUGAAAAACAAGCAGUUGCCCAAGACUAUGAUCGUAUGUUAUUCAACGCAAUUAUUGGUGCCGAAAAUAAUGCUCGGGAUGCUCUGCGUGUGCUAACCAAUCUUAAUAAUGGGGAGUUUCAAAGUUGCUUAGAAUUAAACAUAAGUGUUUGUGCGCUUACACAGACAAGUGCCAACAACAUAGUAGUAACUUUAGUUAAUCCGCUGGCUCACACUUCUUCACAAUAUGUACGCUUACCUGUAAGAAAAGAAAACUAUCAAGUCACAGAUGAAAACGGUCGUGAAGUACCAUCGGAAACUGUACCUGUGCCAUUGGAAAUUUUAUCUCUUCAACACCGUUCAAAUGAUACUCAGCAUGAAUUGGUCUUUAAAGCCAGUGUGAAAAAAAUUUCCAACUUCUAUAUUCGCGUACUUCCAUUUCCAAGAAAGAAGCAUGACUUACUCAACGAUCAAACAAUACCCAUAGCAGAAAACGAUGCGGACGAAUUUACGUUAGAGAACUCACUUAUAAAGCUUGUGUUCGAUAAAAGUACAGGAGGGCUUAAACGCGUAGAAAUGAAUGGGGUAUCCGAAAAUAUUCACCAAAGCUUUGCCAUUUAUAAGGGCUUCCGGGGCAAUAAUGGCUUAUCAAAAAAUCGAUCCUCAGGUGCAUAUGUUUUUCGUCCAGAUGGAGACAUUGAAGUGCUUAAUGAUAAAAUAGAAUAUUCAAUUUACAAUGGUCUGAAUGUAAAGGAAGUUCAUCAACAUGUGAACAAGUGGAUUUCUCAAGUAGUACGUAUUUAUGAGGGGGUAAACCGAGUUGAGUUUGAAUGGCUAGUUGGGCCGAUCCCAACGGACGAUGGAGAUGGAAAAGAAAUUGUUACUCGCUUUUCAACAAACUUGUCCUCGAAUGGCACUUUCUACACAGAUUCCAAUGGUCGAGAAAUGCUUGAACGUAAAAGAAACCAAAGGGAAUUCUUUAAACCAGAUAUGACAGAAGAAAUAAGCGGAAAUUACUAUCCAGUUACCGCACAAAUGUAUAUGCAAGACGAGGAUAAGCGUAUAACUCUAUUCAAUGAUCGUUCACAGGGCGGAACUAGCUUGGAAGACGGUGAAUUGGAGUUAAUGUUACAUCGUCGAUUGUUAAAUGACGAUGCAUUUGGGGUCGGCGAAGCUCUUAAUGAAGAACAGUUUGGUACGGGCUUGAUAGCCCGUGGAAAAGUUUUUCUUAUUCUGAACGCUGUGCCGAAGAAUCCAAUGUGUGCUGAGCGUUUAACCCAACAUGAAAUACAUUUGCCGUUUUGUAAGUUUUUCAGUAAAACAAAUAGCGUUCCUUCAGUAGUUCAGCAUUUGAUCCCAGAUUUUACCGAUUUUCCGGAAUCAAUCGAACUUCUUUCCCUUGAAGCACAUUCAACCAACAAAAUCCUUUUACGAGUGGAAAACAUGAAUUCCUGUGGAAGCAUAAAAAGCUUUAACAUUUAUCCACUUUUCAAAUCUUUGCGUGGACAACAGAUUUGGGAAGUAACUUUAGAUGGAAAUUUGCCACUAAGACACAUAAAGAGAUUCAAGUUUCACCAGGAUGGUACCGGUUUUAUUCCCUCUUCAGUUAGUUUCUUCUCUACACCGCAUAAGCCAAUAGAGGCGAAUUAUACGAUGGAUGCUUCUGAGUUCACUGUGACGUUGUUACCAAUGCAAAUUCGUACCUUUAUACUUCGGCACGAAUAAUUUAUUUACAAAAUAGUUAUGUUUAUAAAGUUGGAUUAAGUUUAACAACAGUACCGUAAAACUAAGCCGUUAAAGCUAAAAUAGAAUAAAAACAAUAAAAGCAAGC
This is a messenger RNA of Drosophila obscura, 3128 nucleotides long. RefSeq names its product lysosomal alpha-mannosidase (gene LManI). NCBI's taxonomy places the organism in Eukaryota, Metazoa, Arthropoda, Insecta, Diptera, Drosophilidae. Gene Ontology annotation, biological process: mannose metabolic process. The coding region runs from base 59 to 3022 and encodes 987 amino acids. Gene Ontology annotation, cellular component: lysosome. Gene Ontology annotation, molecular function: carbohydrate binding; alpha-mannosidase activity. The record is from RefSeq and is a predicted model, not a curated record. The transcript is spliced from 6 exons.